CUCUUGAAAUAUGUAAAAAUAUUGAAAAUCUAGAAAUUAUUAUUGAUAGUGGAUGUGUUAUGGGUAUUGUAACAGGAUGUGAUAAGAAAUGUAAAAAACAUAUUGAAUUAAAAAGAAGGUUAAUAUCUUUGAUUAUUAAUCAUAAAGGAGUUGUGAGUUUUAUAGAAAUUAAGAGUCGUAGUGUUUAUGGAAAUAUACAAGCUGAUUAUUUAGCUAAACGUGGAGCAUAUAAAGAAUUUGAAGGAUAA
Molecule: messenger RNA, 248 nt
Organism: Cetraspora pellucida
Lineage: Eukaryota; Fungi; Glomeromycota; Glomeromycetes; Diversisporales; Gigasporaceae
Source: the annotation of a GenBank genome assembly